AGUAACCACAUACUCUUUGAUGGGCUGGUGAUCUGUUGAACUUACUGUUACAUCCUUGACAGAGACUGAAUCGGACAGUGGAAAUUGCAAAAUAAGCAAGAAUAGUUGCAUCUAAUUGGGAACUGUUGAUUGUCAUGCAUUAACUAUCUCCGUUAUUAUGGACCAUGUUAUUGGCAAUGUUGAGGCCUCCACUACGUUGGUGUACCGGCUCAAUCGACCCGUGUUCAGUGAAGAAUAUAUCGGCUCUCGGCUGCUGCAUAAAAAAGAAAGAUCACACAAGACUGUAAGACAGAAAGUAGCUAAACACUUUCGCUGUUCAUCUGAAAAGGCCAGGUCAGUUAUUUUUGGCCUUCUACCCAUCUUAUCAUGGCUACCAUCUUAUCCAGUAAAGGAGUACCUGUUUGGUGACAUAGUUUCAGGUCUAAGCACAGGAGUCAUGCAGCUGCCUCAAGGCCUUGCCUAUGCAAUGUUGGCAGCUGUUCCUCCAGUGUACGGCCUCUAUUCAUCUUUUUAUCCUGUUCUUCUUUACACUUUCUUUGGCACUUCAAGACAUAUUUCAAUCGGUACUUUUGCUGUAAUAAGCCUAAUGAUUGGCUCCGUCACAGUAAGAGAAGCACCAGAUUCUAUGUUUUUUCUAAAUGGAACAGAGGGAGUGGAUAGUGUGGCCCGUGAUGCAAGAAGAGUGCAAGUGGCUGUGGCUCUCGCAGCUUUAGUGGGACUCAUUCAGCUUCUGCUUGGUCUGCUGCACUUUGGCUUUGUAGCCAUUUAUCUGACUGAACCUUUAGUGCGAGGAUUCACUACAGCCGCUGCAGUUCAUGUUUUUGUCUCACAGCUCAAAUAUCUCCUUGGAGUUAAAACCCUGAGGUUUGGUGGCCCAUUAUCUGUAGUUUAUAGUGUCAUCGAGGUUUUUAAAAACAUCACCAGCACAAACAUUACCGCUUUGGUUGUUGGAUUGGUGUGCAUUGUGUUUCUCUAUGGUGUAAAAGUCCUCAACGAGCGUUUUAAAAAAAGGCUACCCAUACCCAUUCCUGGAGAGAUCAUAGUGGUGAUUGUCUCUACCGGUGUAUCAUAUGGGAUGGCUCUUUUUGACAAAUAUCAAGUUGAAGUUGUGGGACAAAUCCCUACAGGACUGCAACCACCCAACAUUCCAGACUUAAGCAUCUUUCGCAACUUGGUUGUAGAUGCUGUUGCUAUCGCUGUUGUGUGCUUCUCCAUUGGAAUCUCCUUGGCCAAGAUUUUUGCUCUCAAGUAUGGUUACAGUGUGGAUGGAAACCAGGAGCUGAUUGCAUUAGGAUUGUGUAACUUUGUCAGUUCCUUUUUUCACACCUUUGCCGUUACCUGCUCGAUGUCUCGCAGUUUGGUACAGGAGAGCACAGGAGGAAAGACUCAGAUUGCUGGAUUGUUGGCCUCUCUCCUUGUACUUUUGGUAAUUUUGGCCAUAGGGUUUGUAUUUCAGGAUUUGCCACAGACUGUGUUGGCUGCUAUCAUAAUGGUCAAUCUACUGGGCAUGUUCAAGCAACUGAGAGACAUCCCUGCUUUAUGGAGAACCAGCAAAAUUGAACUGGCAAUUUGGGUGGUGGCCUUUGUGGCAUCAGUUCUGCUGGGGCUGGAUUAUGGACUUCUUGUGGCAAUUACAUUUGCUAUUCUUACAGUCAUCUACAGAACACAAAGUCCCAAGGCUGUUAUCCUUGGACAAAUCCCCAACACUGGGUUAUAUUUUGACACUGAUGAAUAUGAAGAGGCCAGUGAGUGUUCUGGUAUUAAGAUCUUCAACUGCAAUUCCUCAAUCUACUUUGCCAACAGUGACCAGUAUGUGAGCACUCUCAAGAAAAAAACAGGUAUUGAUCCAGCUACGCUGCUGGCUGAGAGAAAAGCCCUUCAAAAGCGAGCAAAAAAGAAUGAAGAAAAAAAAGGCUCUGAUCACAGUUCUACAAAGAAGAUGAAUGCAGCUGUCAAAUUGGAUGCGGAGUUUGGUGUCGGCCAUGAAGUGGCUGAAAAGGCCCAGAAGCAUGUGGAAGAGCAAGGAAAUGGGCAGAUCACAGAGGCUGAGUGUGACACUGAUGAAACUAAUUUUCUUCAGCCCCUCUGCCCUAUCCAUUCCAUUAUUUUGGACUUCAGUCCAGUAAACUUCAUGGAUUCAGUAGGAGCCAAGGCUAUUAAAUCUGUUAUUAAGGAGUAUGCAGCUGUAGAUGUGAAAAUUGUUAUUGCUGGGUGUAGCAGAAUCCUGCUGUCUGAGCUCAGUAUUCUACAGUUUUUUACUGGGUCUGUAACACUGGAUAUUAUUUUUCCCACCAUUCAUGAUGCUGUCCAGCACUGCCAGCACACGAGGACACGUCCUCCUUCCUCUACAGCUGUUCAGUGAGCUUUUAGAACACAGCAGCAUAGAAGCUGGUUUAGUGACUAGAAUAUGUAAAACAUGGAAAGAUGGUUGGCUUACUAUAAAAUGUCACAGUGAUGGUUUAGUGGUUGUAGUUUAAUAUGGGGAGGUGUAAAGAAAGAAAUCAUCAACUUAAAGAAAUAUUGUUGCAUACAGCUCUGCAUUUUGCUGAUAUAACAAAGGCUCUGAAUAUGAAAAAACAAAAAAGAUUAUAUAGCAAUCUGCUUUAUGCCUGUCAGGUAUUCAAACUGGCUGGUCAAAGAAAUUUAUUUUACUGCUGUUCCCACUAUAAUUAUAUCUGCUGAAUUGUUAGAAACGUUUUGAAAUAUUCUGAAGGUGGACUUCAUCCACUUGUAUAUGCAGUUCUCACUGAAAAUGAGGAAAAGCAUAAAGUAAAAUGUGCUCUUUCUGGACUGAGCACAGGUUUGGACAGAAGUUUAAACUUAUUUGUAAUAUUGCUGUAUCAGCCUUUAGGGUUUUUCUACUGCUAAACCAAAAUGUUACAGCGCUAAGAUUUACUUAAGAUUCACUGUAGAACUGCAUUGAUUCAUUCUUUCAUACUUGCUUUAGUGAAGUUAUUUGAGUUAGUGGUUUAUUUCAUAAAAAACAAAAGAUCUCCGUAAAGUCUAUGGUGGUGGGCUGUGUGUCUGUAGGGGGCGGGACAAUGCUAGAACCGGGUUUUCUCAUAACUACUGCAAUUAUGGCAUGUGCCUGCUGAUCAGAAAAUGCAUAAACAAUACAAAAAACCCUCAGUUGAUGUUCCAGCUCAUUUCAAAGCUGUUCAGUGGGGCUGAGGUCAGGGCUGGUUGCAGUUUACUGAAGUUUCUUCAAACCAAGCUGUUCUUCAUGUUUUUAUAGACCUUGCUUUGUGCACAGGAACACAGCCCCAGGAAAGGGCAUUUUUUAAACUGUUGCUGCAAAGUAGGAGGAUUAUAGUUUCCUUUAUAUAAUAGAUUUAUGACACCUGUUAGCAACUGUAAUUCACACACUUCUCACAUUUAAGUAGCUGAAGUUUAAGAACAAAACUCUUUCUAAGAAGAUUUUUGGGGUGUUUAAGUAAAAAACUUCUAAAAUCACUGAUGCUCUUUUUAAAGUAAGGUAAUGUCAUGGAUUGAUUGUUGAACUGUCAUAUUGUACAUCUUCUGAGUUUGACUGAUUCAGAGGUUUACAAUUUAAGUAGCCAAACUGUUUUUGUCCUUGUUUUAAAUAAUGAUGCACUAUAAUGCUGAAGUUACUGUUUUCAACAAAAGAAGGAAAAUCUUUAUUUCCUGAAAAUUGUCCGUUACUGAUUAAUUAAUAUUUUCAUAGUUAAUAAUCCCUAAUUAAUAAUUUUACCAGUAUUGUAUAUUGUCAUUGCACAGAGUGCAUGGCUAAUAAUUGAAAAAAGUACUAAUAUAAUAUAAAUAUAUAUAUAUAUAUAAUAUAUUAACAUUAAUAUUGUAUUUUAACUGUUACUAUUCACUGUUUGAGAGGCUCAUUUUGAAAGGUUUAUGGUACAAUUUGCAGAUAAAUAAAUGCUGGAGCCUUAUAAGUAGUUGCCGUGUACUUUGUCAUUUGUGUACUUUUGUGAUUUGAUUAUAGAGAUAUUUUGUAUAAUAAAGUAAAAUGUUUAAAAUGUGUUUUUAUUUAAAAAAAAAAUCUGUGUGUAAUGGGGCAUUGCUUGAAAUGGAUUUAAAUGUCUUGUGUGCAUUGGACUAAAAUGUAUUGUUUUGCAAACAAGCAUAUGUUAACUGAGUACAGACAAUAAAACACUUGAUUUUAAUUCA
Trichomycterus rosablanca is the source of this 4143-nucleotide messenger RNA. RefSeq names its product solute carrier family 26 member 5 (gene slc26a5). Gene Ontology annotation, molecular function: chloride transmembrane transporter activity; secondary active sulfate transmembrane transporter activity; bicarbonate transmembrane transporter activity. Gene Ontology annotation, biological process: transmembrane transport. The transcript is spliced from 19 exons. NCBI's taxonomy places the organism in Eukaryota, Metazoa, Chordata, Actinopteri, Siluriformes, Trichomycteridae. The record is from RefSeq and is a predicted model, not a curated record. Gene Ontology annotation, cellular component: plasma membrane. The coding region runs from base 158 to 2362 and encodes 734 amino acids.